Messenger RNA from Ustilaginoidea virens, 3924 nucleotides. RefSeq lists its product as uncharacterized. Gene Ontology annotation, molecular function: double-stranded telomeric DNA binding; ATP hydrolysis activity; single-stranded telomeric DNA binding. Lineage: Eukaryota; Fungi; Ascomycota; Sordariomycetes; Hypocreales; Clavicipitaceae. The coding region runs from base 1 to 3924 and encodes 1307 amino acids. Gene Ontology annotation, biological process: telomere maintenance via recombination; chromosome organization involved in meiotic cell cycle; double-strand break repair. Gene Ontology annotation, cellular component: nucleus; condensed nuclear chromosome; Mre11 complex. The transcript has 2 exons. The record is from RefSeq and is a predicted model, not a curated record.
AUGUCGAGAAUAGACAAACUAUCCAUUUCGGGGGUUCGUUCAUUUAGUCCCUCAGUGCGCGAGGCCAUCCAAUUCAACACUCCGUUGACACUCAUCGUGGGUUACAAUGGGUCCGGAAAGACGACAAUCAUCGAAUGUCUCAAGUAUGCCACCACUGGGGAACUGCCGCCGAAUAGCAAGGGUGGCGCCUUUAUUCACGAUCCCAAGCUAUGUGGAGAAAAGGAGGUCCUGGCGCAAGUGAAGCUCCAGUUCCGCUCCAUCAACGACCGCCAGCAUGUUGCCACCCGCAGCUUGCAGCUGACUGUCAAGAAAGCCACGCGGUCUCAGAAGACGCUCGACUGCUCGCUGGUCGUUGUGAACAAUGGCGAGAGAACCACGACCUCGACGAGACAGGCGCAACUCGACGAGAUGAUUCCCGAACGACUCGGUGUUUCCCCCGCCAUCUUGGAUGCAGUCAUAUUCUGCCACCAGGACGAAUCGCUGUGGCCGCUCAGCGAGCCGGCAGCUCUGAAGAAGCGGUUUGACGAAAUAUUCGAGGCCUUGAAGUAUACCAAAGCCAUUGAUAACCUCAAGGUCCUCCGCAAAAAGCAUGUUGAAGAGCUGGGCAAGCUGCAGAACGACGAGGCGCACAACAAAGUCAACAAAGACCGCGGCCAGAGAGCUGAGAAGCGAAUGGUGGGUUUGCAGGGCGAAAUUGAGCAAGCUCGGGAAAGGUGUGAAGCCCUUUCAUCCCAGAUGCAGGAUACUCAGGAUCAAGCUCGUCAAAAACAUGAGCAAGCGAACAGCUUCCUCCAAAUCGUCCAGAACCUUCAGAAUAAGCGAGAACAGCUAGAAUACCGUCGGGAUGCUGUGAACGAGUUGAAACAAACUUUCGAUGAGCUUCCGGGGGACGACGAGGCGCUGGAAAGUGCCUUGGAGCAGUACGAGCACAGCAUGGAGCGUUACCGCCUGGAAGCCGAGCAGAACAAGAGCCAGUACAACGCCUUGCAACAGCAACUGUCCCUCUCACGCAAACAAUUAUCCACCAAGCUGUCGGAGCAGGGCAAGCAUCAGUCUGACAAGGAAAAAUACGAACGUCAACUCACGGCGCGUAUGGAAAUGAUACAGGAAGCCGCGACCGCCUCUGGCUUCCGCGGUUACGACGGCAGUCUAAAUGAGGUGCAAGUCAAGUCGUUCAAUGAAAAGGUUCAAAAGCUUCUCGCCGAGAAGAAGCGGGAUCUUGAGCGCUUGCAGAAAGAAAACACCGUCGAGCUGGACAAGGCAACCGCUGUCAUAACCGAGCUGGAGGGGCAAAAGGCUGCGCGAACGCAAGACCGCGUGUCAGCCAAACAGCGCAUCGGAGCCAUUGACAAGCGCACGGCUCACCUCCAGAACGAUGCGAGCUUGAUCGAUGUCGACGAGGGCGCCAGAGCCAUUCUCGACGAGCAACUUGAAGAGGUUGGUGCGAGGCUUGACAAAUCGCAGAAAGAACUGGAAAAGGCUAGUUGGGACCAGCAAAUAUCCGAGGAGAAUGAUAAGCUUUGGCACUUCGAGAAAGAGAACGAGAAACUGGGCCAAGAGCUUGUUGAAUGUACCCGCCUAGCUUCCGAGAGGGCGCAGCUCGACCUGAGGAAGAAGGAGGUCGCCGAAAGGAAGAGGAAGCUUGACACUCUGACUACCAUGUGGAAGCCAAAGCUUUCUGCUACCGUGGGCGAUGACUGGGACCUCGGCACGCUAGACUCCCAGUUCCAAGCGGCGGUGAAACAACAAAACAAGUCACUUCAAGAAGCUCGCCGGAUCCUGGAUCAGACCAGAAACAAGCAACAAAAAGUGGCAUUCAGGCUCAAAAACGCAAAGGACUCUGGGGAGCUCAAGACUCUGGAGGCCGAAAAGUGCAAACAGCAAGUUCUGGACGCUCUUCGGGAGGUUCGAGAGGGCGCGAGCAUCGACGACUACACCGACGAGGUUGCUUCCGUCGAACAGCAAGUUGAAGACCUGCGCAAUGAGCUGAGUCUCUUCGACGCACUGGUCGAUUAUUACAGCAAGUGCAAGCGGAUCCUCGAGUCCAAAAGAAAGUGUCUGCUAUGCGAACGCCACUUCGAUGACGGCCAGAACGCCAGCCUGGAAAGGCUUGGUAACAAGAUUGAAAAGAACCUCGAUCCAAAGGGCAAGGUGGACGUGGAGAAAGACUUGAAGGACUCGGUGGCGACUCUGGAGAGUCUUCGUGCCGUUCGAUCCUCUUACGAUACGUUUGAAAGAUUGACCGCGGAACUGCCCUCGAUACGGGACGAGCAAAGGGCCACUGAAGGUGAGCAUGACGGGCUCGAUCGCCAGCUGGAAGAGCACGAGGCAAGGGUUUUUGGUGAGGAGGAGAGGUUACGGGACCUCGACGAUCUCUCCAAGACAGUCGCGAGCAUUUCUCAGCUGUUCAGGGAUAUAAAAGACUCGGAAGGACACGUGGAUCGCAUAAUGUCACAGCAGAUGUCUGGUGUUGUCACGCGAAGCGCCGACGAGAUCCAGGAGCUCCAGGCCAGCAUUGGCGAGAAGCUGAGAGGUCUCAAGGCGCGGCUGGCCAAGCUCACGGCAGACAGACAGCGCAUGAAGGAUCAGGUGACGAGUCUGGAGCUUGAAAGAAGCGAGCUGAGGAACAAGAUUGGACACGUUGUCGGCCAGCUGGACAAGAAGCUGGAUAUUCAAAAGCAGAUACAAGCCUUGAGGGACGAAAUGAGCCAUCAACGGGAGAGCAUUCAGCGAGCUGACGAGGAGCUCGAGAGGAUCGAAGCAGGCAUCGUGGACGCUCGGUCAGCUCGAGACGAGACGCUUCGCGCCGGACGCGGCAGGGAGCAAGUGGUGGCGGACGAGCGGGACAGCAUCGCCAACUCUGUCAGCGAAAUCAGAAUGCUGGACAGCGACAUUCAGGAUUACCUGGACCGGGGCGGGCCAUCCAACCUGGCGUCGAACCAGCGCGACAUUGCGGCGUUGGAAAGGUCGAUUGGCGAGACGGAAAGGGACAUGACGGACAUUACGGUCCGGACGAACAAGCUGAAGCAGGAGAUUGACAGCGGGGAUCGCAAGAAGAAGAACAUUGGCGACAACCUCAACUACCGGAAGCACCUGAGGCAGCUGGAGGUGCUGCGGAGGGACAUUGGCGACCUGGAGGACCGCAACGCCCGCGAGGACUACGAGCGGCUGCAGGGCGAGGCUCGGUCGCUGGAGAACCAGUCGAGCCGGCUGCUCGCCGAGCGGGGCUCGGUCAUGGGCGCGAUGAAGACCAAGGACGAGGAGCUGGGCAGGCUGCUGCAGGAGUGGGAGAUGGACUACAAGGACGCCAGGCACAAGUACCGCGAGUCGCACAUCCGCGUCGAGACGACCAAGGCGGCCAUCGAGGACCUGGCGCAGUGCGGCGCGGCCGUCGACCGGGCCGUCAUGCAGUUCCACUCGGUGAAGAUGGCCGAGGUCAACCGCAUCGCCGGCGAGCUGUGGCAGUCGACGUACCAGGGGACCGACAUCGACACCAUCCUGAUCCGCUCCGACAACGAGUCGUCGACGGGCAAGCGCAGCUACAACUACCGCCUGUGCAUGGUCAAGCAGGACACGGAGAUGGACAUGCGCGGCCGCUGCUCGGCGGGCCAGAAGGUGCUCGCCAGCAUCAUCAUCCGCCUGGCGCUGGCCGAGUCGUUUGGCGUCAACUGCGGCCUGAUUGCGCUCGACGAGCCCACCACCAACCUGGACCGCGACAACAUCAAGAGCCUGGCCGAGAGCCUGCACGCCAUCAUCAAGGCGCGCCAGGCGCAGAGCAACUUUCAGCUGAUUGUGAUUACGCACGACGAGGACUUUCUGCGCCACAUGCGCUGCAGCGACUUUUGCGACAGCUUCUUCCGGGUGAAGCGGGACGAGAGGCAAAACAGCGUCAUUAUGAGGGAGAGCAUCACCAAGAUUUUCUGA